AUGGAGCAGACCGCGCGAGGCCUGGUCCCGUUGCAGGAGUCGUUUGGUCGUUUAGAUGAUGCGUUCUUCCUCAUGCGCGGAGCCUCAUGCAUAAAGAUAAGCAGAACUGGAUUUUUCAUGCGGUUUGGGCACGCGGUAGCAGCAUUGCUGCUAACUCUUCUGUUGGUAGCAAACGCCGAGGAAGCUAUGGAGUUUUCUCCUGUCUUCCCUAUACCACACCGACCAGAAAUCAUCCCUUGUUUUCCGAGUAAAGACUGCAGUACAGUUCGAUGCAGGGGCAUACUGCCCGAAGACUGCCCGAGCGGUCGUACGAUUCGCUGCGGGUGUUGUGACGUCUGCCUGGUGGAACUCGAGUGCGGCGAGCAGUGCCGAUUCUUCGUGCCGAACAACGCGCGAUGUGGACCUGGCCUGCGGUGCGGGUCCUACGGGCAAUGCGAGUACAAGCCUGGCUUCCAUCCCGGCGUCCCUGCCCCCGGUUUGUAG
This is a messenger RNA of Gryllus bimaculatus (two-spotted cricket), 483 nucleotides long. Lineage: Eukaryota; Metazoa; Arthropoda; Insecta; Orthoptera; Gryllidae. The record is from the annotation of a GenBank genome assembly.